GUUGGGUUGAGUAGCAUCCACUGCAUCUCUAGAAAUUAAUUUUAAUUUUUCAGAGAAGGAAUUUCAUAAUAGACAGUGCAGUCAACCAAUAAUUUCCUCAUCUCCACUGCUCUUCCUGAGAGGCACAAAAUUCCCACCAAGCUGCUAGCUCAGCUGCUUCCACAAUCGGCCAUGGCUUCCUCAAGCUCGCAGCAGCGGCCAUGGGCCUCGCCGGUUAAUGUCGGGAAUUUCGUGCCCACAAAGCUCUGGUUUAACUACACGAGUACCAAUUACCCAGCCUGGAAAGAGCAGAUGCUUUGCCUGAUCCAGAGCCAAGGAUUGCUUGGUUUCAUCGACGGCACCAUCGCUCCGCCGCACGAAACCGUCUCCGACGCCGCUGAUGCGACGGCGGCGGCGGUCAGGAACCCGGAUUACGAUCUGUGGAGUAGGAGUGAUGUGCUUCUGAAGGGAUGGAUUUUGUGUUCGCUCAACGACGACAUUGUUUACACGGUGUCCGCAUUGAAGACUUCCAGAGACGUUUGGUUGGAGCUGGAAAACAAGUUCCGGCGGCUCUUCAAUUUGGCUCCCCCACCGCCUACGGCUACGUCUACGUCUACGACUACAGGGGGUAGUGCAGAAACAACAAAAGUAGAAACUCAGCAGAAUACAGGGGAAAAAGAUUUGAAAGAGUACUUGCAUCUACACAGAGCUGCACUGCAGGGUAAUUGGGAGGCAGCAAAACGGAUCUUCGACGAUGAUCCUUGCGCAACGACUGCGAGUAUUAACCUCAUCAAGGCAACAGCACUUCACGUUGCUGUCGGGACGGGAAAAGCAAUUCAUUUCGUCGAAAAGCUGGUUGCAGCUAUGCCUGAAGAAUCCAUAUCUGUCAUGGACGAUAUUGGCGGCACUCCCUUAAGUGUUGCCGCAGCUGUUGGCAACGUAGCAGCAGCAACUAUUAUAGUUAACAGAAUGCCCACUUCACUUUACGUUCCAAACGAUUUCGGUAACUUCCCACUCCAAAUUGCAGCCCUAUAUGCCCAAAAAGACAUGCUUAAAUACUUGAUUUCUAUCACCAAGGAUGAUUGUGAUCUAAAUCCAUAUGCUGGCCUGGCGGGACUUAGACUUCUUGUGUACGUCAUUGAUGCUGAAUUUUUUGAGAUUGCAUUGUACUUGGUGAAGAAGUACCCUGAUUUGGCCAGACUAAAGCUUCCAGAUAAUACUUCUGCUUUGAAGAAGAUUACUGCAAAGAAGUCUGUUUUUGUUAGCGAACAACGGUUCAACUUCUGGCAACGAUGCAUUUCCUAUUGUGUUUCUAUGGAGACCAUAUCAAGACCUCAAUUUACAAAAGGCUGUGACAUAGAGAGCAUGGCCCAAAACAGCCAAACAGUUUUCCAGAGUUUGCAAGGCAUGCUAUUGAAUGUCGUGGAUGGAUUAGGAGCAAUAAAGAGCAUAAAGGAGAAGACCUUGCUGAAGCAACAAGCUCUGGAAGUGGUUAAAUGUUUGUGUAAGGAAAUUGAAUUGUUGAGUUUUAUGGAAGCUAAAGACAUUUACUUUGAUGCCAUCAUGGUAGCAGCACAACUAGGGAUCCAUGAGGUUGUUGAAGAGAUUGUCGGGACUUUCCCAAGUGCCAUUUACUGUCUAACACCGGGUUCCAAUCAGUAUAUCUUCCAUGUUGCAGUUGAAAAUCGCUCAAAACAUGUCUAUAAUCUCAUUUAUCAAAUGAGUGAUCACAAACACUUGUACUCAGAUUUACAAGACUCUAAUGGGAACAACCUCUUGCAUUUGGCUGGAAAAUUAGCACCACCUCACAAACUCAACGAGAUAUCAGGUGCAGCUCUCCAGAUGCAACAUGAAAUACAAUGGUACAAGGAAGUGGAAAACUUUGUUCAUCCUCAUUCCAGAGAACGGCUAAACUAUGCUGGGAAAUCUCCAAAGAUGGUUUUCACAGAGGAGCACAAAAUCUUGAAAGAAGAAGGAGAGAAAUGGAUGAAAGACACAUCAAACUCAUGCACCAUUGCAGCAGCUCUAAUUGCUACCGUAAUGUUUGCAGCAGCUAUUACAGUUCCAGGUGGCAACGACAGCAGCAAUGGUUUCCCCAUCUUUUCAGGAAACAGUGCCUUCAUAAUGUUCGCCAUAUCAGAUGCUGUCUCUCUAUUUACAUCGGCUACUUCUCUGUUGAUGUUCCUAGCCAUCCUGACAUCACGUUAUGCAGAAGAAGAUUUCUUAUACGUUCUGCCAAAGAGAUUAAUAAUCGGCCUUGGAACCCUUUUCCUCUCAAUAACUUUUAUGAUGGUAGCUUUUAGUGCGACUCUAUAUCUUGUGUUUGGUCGAAAGGAAUCGUGGGUUCUUAUUCCAGUUGGCGUACUUGCAUGCUUGCCGGUCACUUCAUUUGUGCUCUUGCAGUUCCCUCUUCUCGUUGAUUUGGUAUAUUCAACUUAUGGCCCUGGCAUUUUCGGGAAACAAAGUAAUCGUCCGUUCCAUUGAGAUUAAGCCAUGUGAAUCGUUGUUGGGAAGCUUAGCAUGGAUAUAACAUUUUGAUCAGGAACUCCACUGAGUUGAUGAAGCAAGUGAAGGGGCAUGUCUUCCGAAAGUAUGUAUUAAGCUGCUGUUCUUUGUAUUCUUGUACUAUUAUUUUUGUGUUGGAAAUGUAUUAUUUCAAUCCAACAUUAUACUGCUAGCAUAUGUUUUAUUGUGAGGAAAGAAAAUUGUAAUUUUAUUAA
Sesamum indicum (sesame) is the source of this 2699-nucleotide messenger RNA. RefSeq lists its product as uncharacterized. NCBI's taxonomy places the organism in Eukaryota, Viridiplantae, Streptophyta, Magnoliopsida, Lamiales, Pedaliaceae. Gene Ontology annotation, cellular component: membrane. The record is from RefSeq and is a predicted model, not a curated record. Gene Ontology annotation, molecular function: protein binding.